AACUCCUACAGAGCCCGUCCUUGCCGGCCUCCAACUGUCAACUCAAUUUUUCCCAUUGAGUCACAAGACAGCAAAGUUGCAGAGAAGUGGUGCUAGUGCUAGAAAUCGUGUCCCAAGCCGACCCAGUGCCUUUUGACGAAGUCCUCCACCGUAGAAAUGUCGGACGAAGUAGCAGAAAACGGUCAUUCUGAGGGAGACGUCCCCGAAAUCGAGCUCAUCAUUCGUGCUUCAACGAUAGAUGGCCGCCGCAAAGGCGCCUGUCUCUUCUGCCAGGAAUAUUUCAUGGAACUCUACCUCUUGGCCGAACUGAAAACAAUCAGUCUAAAGGUGACAACAGUCGAUAUGCAAAAACCGCCACCCGACUUCCGCACCAAUUUCGAGGCAACGCCACCUCCCAUUCUAAUCGACCGAGGAAUGGCAAUUUUGGAGAACGAAAAAAUCGAACGACAUAUCAUGAAGAGCGUCCCCGGCGGUCAUAACUUAUUCGUGCAAGACAAGGAAGUGGCAACUUUGAUCGAAAACCUCUACACCAAGUUCAAAAUGUACGUAACCAAGUUCGAAUCGACUGACACGAAAGAGGCAAGUCAGCCGCUCCUUUCGCACUUGGAAAGAAUCAACGACUUCCUGGCGAAGAGAGGGACCAGGUUUCUGACCGGCGAUACUAUGAGUUGUUUCGAUUGCGAAUUGAUGCCGAGACUUCAACAUAUCCGGAUCGGAGCGAAAGCCUUCCGGAAAUUCGAAAUUCCGACCAGAUUUACCGCACUCUGGACCUACAUGGCCAACAUGUACGAGUUGGAGGCGUUCAGACAGAGCUGUCCCGCCGAUCAGGACAUCAUUAGUCAUAUUAAGAACCAACUGGGGCUCAGAACAACGGCACGGAUAGAGCUCGAGACGCCUGUUUUUACCACUUCUAUUCCCAUUGUUGCUGAGACAUAAUCAUCGAGGGCAGGUGGCAAGGGGCGAUUUAGUACAAAAUUAUCACCGGUAGGUGUCGCUAGCCUUGCGCGUGCGCUUGCAGCGAGGCACAAACUGUGGCUCCUGGCGCCCUUUUCUUAAAAAAAAACUAUUGUUGUAUAGUUUUUUCCGAAAAGGGCGCUCGGUCCCGAGCGUUUUGUGCCCCCUGUGCAUUUUUGCGAACUGUUUUUGAUACUAAAGGCUUUUUCUUGUUGAACAGUAUUGUUGCAAAAUUUUGAGCUGGACUUGAAUUUUUAAUCCGCAUUAUCUUUAAGUUUUAUAAAGUUACUUAAAAAUGUUUAUCAUUUGUAUCGAUUUAGCUAAGUAUGGAUCAUAAUUAUGUUACAUUGUAUUUUUACGUAAUAAAGGUAACUGUGAACGUA
Messenger RNA from Tribolium castaneum (red flour beetle), 1337 nucleotides. RefSeq names its product Chloride intracellular channel (gene Clic). Gene Ontology annotation, cellular component: apical plasma membrane; cytoplasm. The record is from RefSeq and is a predicted model, not a curated record. The transcript is spliced from 2 exons. Gene Ontology annotation, molecular function: chloride channel activity. NCBI's taxonomy places the organism in Eukaryota, Metazoa, Arthropoda, Insecta, Coleoptera, Tenebrionidae. Gene Ontology annotation, biological process: chloride transport. The coding region runs from base 157 to 936 and encodes 259 amino acids.